AUGCGGAAAAUGAAUAAAAAUACGAAAAUAAUGGCUACAUCAACCGACAGCCAUAAACCAGUCCUCGAUACGACUACUACUAAAGAAAAAGUUUCGGUUGCUAAUAAGGCUUUUGAACCAAAACAUAUUAAUGGAUUCGAAAAGAAAUCGUUUGAUAGUAAAAAGGAAACUCUUCAAGCUGUAAAGCUUAAUACUGUGAAAGGUGUUAAAAAAGAAAAGUCGAGUGUUUCGAGUGAAGAAAAAUUUGCUGAAUUUAAUGGAAGUAAUUUGGGAGGAUUAAUGGAAGAGAAGGAAAUGACUAAGAAAAAUGAGGAGGAAAAGUUGAAGAAGCACCCUCAUAAUUUGAAGAAGCAACAAGAAGGAAAGGGAGGAAAGUCGGGAGAGAAGAGCGGGGAGAAGGGAGUGGAAUAUUACAAAAAUUAUAUAACCAAAAAAGUAGCAAAAUUGACCAAAGAAAUUUUUGUUUAUGAAACUACCACCACUAAAACCGAAAAAAAUGAGGAAAACGUUCUGCUCGCAACAGAUUUGUUGAUGAACAUUCCUCAGACGAAGAGAGAGAAUUACAAAACUAAAGCAGCGGAAUUAGCUUUUGCUUUAAAUGUUUGUGAAAAGUUUAUUGAACAGAGAGGAUUUGUUGAAGUUUCUGAAGUUAUACUAAGAAAGCAUGCCAAUCCACAUCCAGAUUUUGGCACUUUUGUUAGAGAGCUUAAAUUAAUCCCGAAUCUUUGGGCACUUCUUGGAGUUAAAAAUGGAUAUGUAAGUUGA
Messenger RNA from Meloidogyne enterolobii, 765 nucleotides. NCBI's taxonomy places the organism in Eukaryota, Metazoa, Nematoda, Chromadorea, Rhabditida, Meloidogynidae. The record is from the annotation of a GenBank genome assembly.